AGGAGCAUGCAGUGUGAAGAAUACAUCGAUGCCAAAAGAGAGACGCAUGUGAAUUGGAUGAGGUAUGUGAAUUGUGCCCGUAAUGAAGAAGAACAGAAUCUUGUGGCAUUUGAGUAUCAAGGGGGAAUUCUGUAUCGUUGCUGUCGAUCCAUUAACCCAGGACAGGAGCUCUUGGUGUGGUAUGAAGAGGAGUACACCAAAGAACUCAGUCCUGCACCUACAGGAACAACCACACAGCAAGAAGUAAAGAACGCUCUGCUGCAAGUCUUGUCAUGCUCCACAUGCCCUCGUUCCGAUACAUCUCCAAUUUACCUUGACAAGCAUAUCCAGAGAUGCCACUAUGAAGAGUACGUGAGACUGCGAGAAUCAGGAGAGAUUAAAUAUAAGCUUCAGAUCCCCUCCAAAUGCUGCAGUCGUCAACCAACAUCAACUGAUAUUAUCCAUUCUGAUACCUCCCAUAAUGAUAUACAGAAGGAACUUCACCACUGCUCAGAUUGUGGAAAGCGUUUUACUUACCAGAGUGCUCUCAACACACAACAGCGCGUUCACACAGGAGAGAAGCCGUAUCACUGCUCACAGUGUGGGAAGAAUUUUACUAGUCAGAGUGAUCUCCAACGACACCAGCGCAUUCACACAGGAGAGAAGCCGUAUAACUGCUCACAGUGUGGGAAGAGUUUUACUCGUCAGAGUCAUGUCCAAAUACACCAGCGCAUUCACACAGAAGAGAAGCCGUAUAACUGCUCACAGUGUGGGAAGAGUUUUACUCAUCAGAGUAAUCUCCAAACACACCAGCGCAUUCACACAGGAGAGAAGCCGUAUCACUGCUCACAGUGUGGAAAGAGUUUUACUCGUCAGAGUCAUCUCCAACAACACCAGCGCAUUCACACAGGAGAGAAGCCGUUUCACUGCUCACAGUGUGGGAAGAGUUUUACUCGUCAGAGUCAUCUCCAACAACACCAGCGCAUUCACACAGGAGAGAAGCCGUAUCACUGCUCACAGUGUGGGAAGAGUUUUACUCGUCAGAGUGAUCUCCAAACACACCAGCGCAUUCACACAGGAGAGAAGCCGUAUCACUGCUCACUGUGUGGGAAGAGUUUUACUCGUCAGAGUGAUCUCCAAACACACCAGCGCAUUCACACAGGAGAGAAACCGUAUCACUGCUCACAGUGUGGGAAGAGUUUUACUCAGCAGAGUCACUUCCAAACACACCAGCGCAUUCACACAGGAGAGAAGCCGUAUCACUGUUCACAGUGUGGAAAGAGUUUUAUUCGUCAGAGUCAUCUCCAACAACACCAGCGCAUUCACACAGGAGAGAAGCCGUAUCACUGCUCACAGUGUGGAAAGAGUUUUAUUCGUCGGAGUUAUCUCCAACAACACCAGCGCAUUCACACAGGAGAGAAGCCGCAUCACUGCUCACAGUGUGGAAAGAGUUUUACUCAUCAGUGUGAUCUCCAGCAACACCAGCACGUUCACGCAGGAGAGAAGCCGCAUCACUGCUCAGUGUGGAAAGAUGUUUGCUGGUUUAGUUACAUUUAAGACCUUCAAGUGCACUAACUCGGAGACAUUGCAUGUUUUAAAGUUGUCAAAUUAAAUAUGGUUAUUACAGUUUUGACUGAAAAUGACCUGUACUUUGAACUUUAUUGUUCAUGUUACACUGGUCAACAAUUUUUCAGAAGUUGUCUGCUUCAGAGAUGAAAUUGGCUAUUAUGAAAUUUGGUGUGUUAAAUUAGAAGUGACAGUAAAUCAGCUGAUUGGCUAUGGUUUCCAAGAUAUUUAAGAAUUUGAAUUUUAUACUUAUGUACAUUGUGUAGAUCGUAAUGUUUUAAAUAUAAAUUGUAAAACUCGGUCUCUUCAUGUGUUUAUGGUCGGUUCAUAUGAUAUUUCACCUGUUCU
Molecule: messenger RNA, 1893 nt
Organism: Neoarius graeffei (lesser salmon catfish)
Lineage: Eukaryota; Metazoa; Chordata; Actinopteri; Siluriformes; Ariidae
Product: zinc finger protein 501-like
Exons: 3
Coding region: 7-1536 (509 amino acids)
Biological process (GO): regulation of transcription by RNA polymerase II
Molecular function (GO): protein binding; RNA polymerase II cis-regulatory region sequence-specific DNA binding; DNA-binding transcription factor activity
Source: RefSeq, a predicted model, not a curated record